This is a messenger RNA of Folsomia candida, 1435 nucleotides long. RefSeq lists its product as uncharacterized. The record is from RefSeq and is a predicted model, not a curated record. The transcript has 6 exons. The coding region runs from base 448 to 1380 and encodes 310 amino acids. Gene Ontology annotation, molecular function: DNA binding. Lineage: Eukaryota; Metazoa; Arthropoda; Collembola; Entomobryomorpha; Isotomidae.
UCAGGACUAUUUUUAAACCGGAAUGAUUCCAUCAUUAUUACAUUUCGAUUAAGCUGUAAAUCAUCCACAUCCUCGAUUGACCUUGGGGAUUGGCCCUUUUUAACGGAAGAAGGUACAGUUUUAUGUUGGCCGGACUAAAUAAUAAAGAUAGUUAUUUUUUAAAUAGUUUCACAUUAAAAAUAAAGUUUACCUUUUCCAAGAUACGAUGAGUUGUCCUACGGGGAAGUUUGAACCCCCCUUCUCCAGUAGGGGAACGAAAAUAAGUUUUAUAGCUUUUAUUUUUUGACAUUAUUAUUUACUUUACAUAUUUGAUCUCAAAUCCUCAAUCUCUCUUAGCCCCUCAACUGAACCGCCUACACUGAAAUAAGGAACUCGUGCCAAAUAUUAGUUUACCACUCAUCUUUGUCGACCACAAUAAAUUCCCAAAAUAUUGAAAAUUUAAUUGAGAUGGAGUUCCUUCUUGUUGAGUGGGUGGAGGAGGCAAGGACAUACUCAGUAGUGUCAAAGGACAGACUUGUCGACGGUACACUACGUGCCUUAUCACAGGAAUUGGUCGGAAAAGUGGCUGGGGUCUUUUGGAGAGGAAAGAAGGUCUUCAUGUGUAAAAUUUUAGAAAUUGGUGAAACUGAAGGAGAAUUGACUAGAAAGGCUGAUGAACUAGCAUCAAUUGCUGAAACGGAUUCCAAAAUUCAGAAUGCACCAAAAUCAGUGAGUGGAUCCUCCGCUAAACAAAACUCAAACGGCCGACCACGUAAAACGGCUGCCACAGAUACCGUCCGUGCUCUUGAUGAAGUACUGGGUCAACUCGAUCAAGUGGAUGCUGAUUUUCAGGAUCAGGGCGCUGAUACUUCAGAAAAUCAGCCAAUUCUGAACACUGAACAACAAGGUCAAGGUGGUAAAGACUACGAAGAAAAAUAUCGAUCUCUCAAACGGAAAUACAAGGACCUGAAGAAGACGUACAAAUCUCUACAACAGUCAACUAGCACCGAGGCAGAGAUAGAAAUUUAUCCGGGCAGUGGUGUCACAAUGAAUGCAGGAGAAUUAGCCUCAAUCAAAUUGGUGUCCAAUGAACCCACCGUUACCGCUCGUAAUUUGUUUCGUCGACUCUUUACCGUGGAGGAACUUUCGACGCAUUCAUUAUUUGGGAAAAAGUGUAACGCUAACAAGGAUGCAGUUCCUCUUUCUCGAAUUGAUCAAGUGCGGUCAAACGCUGUAAUCGGUUAUAUCUUCAACGAAGCUGGACUAGAUGGACCUCCGCCUGCUGAUUUAACUGCAUCAGAGCAAAAAAGUUACUCAAAAAAGAAGAAAGCCCUUCGAAGAGAAGUUAUCAAAUCUCUUUCAGAGUUUCUCCGCGCGGAGGCUCGUAAAAUUAGUCCAUGAUUUCUUUAGAAAUAAUUGUUAGCAUAUUUACUUUUGCAGAAGAUUGCUAAUAAAA